AGAACUCUGUGCACCGGAUCUGCGGAAAUGUCUAUGAAAGCCACCAUCAUCGGAUGCCUGGCCGUGCUGGUGACACUGGUUGCGGCCCUCGAUGAACACCCUCAUUUCUGCAUUAAGACAGAUCCCAUCCUUCUGUCGGAGAUCGAUCGACAUGUGGUCAUCCCCAGCGAGGAGGACCUACAGUGCCACAUUAAGGCCACCACGUUGACCCAAAAUGAGAAGGCAAGCCUCGUGGACACCCUGUGCGCAGAUCACGGCUCCACCACAAUCAAGCGGGAUAACCAUCACUAUUUUAAGCUGCGCAACGGAGAACUGACUGGAAGGGGAGUCCAGGCGGAGGUGUGCGCCAACGGAGGUGAUUCGGUCCUGGCCUGGAUUCCCUACCACACCGUGCUCAAGAACUAUGCGGCCGAGCUGAAUCCUAAGGAGCGGCUGACAUACAUUGCCAAGGCCACGAACGUGGAGCGGGAGAAGACUGAGCUCUGUCACUUCCGACACACGGAUCUUGUCAAUGCGGUGUCCGACAAUCUGUUCACCUGCGUGGUCAUGAUCUUUGGUGAUAACUUUUAUGGUCUUGAGGAUAACAUUAACGUACUGGUGGAACUGGAACCCUUGGCCUACCAGCUGAGGAACAUUACUUACCUGCCGUGGCGCAAUGUGACUAACAGCUACAAGAUGCACCUGGGCGACAGUGUGCUCCGAAAUCCCAGCGGCGAACGUAAGCCCAUUUACGGGAGCCUGAACUACGACUUUGUGGAGAAGAUCCUGGUGAACAUGUCCAGUGUGUACCAGCAUAGGAAACUAUCCAGGCUGCCUCUGCUCUUCGAGCACCGGUCUUCUGUUCUCGAGUUGGACUCGUAUGGAAUGGGUGGCCUGGAUGUUGCGGAAAAAGCCUAUUUCGGACGAAGCAUGGACCCCAGGAGCGAGGUGAAGGUGCAGGUGAUUGGUCAGUGGGUGGACCAGCAUCGGGAGUUCGGCGCCGACAUUUACGAGUACUAUGGCCAUGGGCUGAGACGCUAUAAGGAAACUCUGACCGGGGCACGGCUCACUUUCAUCCGAAUAGAUAACACGGAACCGGUUUUCAUGGCUCCGGAGUCUAGCAACCUGGCCAAGGCCUCGCUUUUCCGGGAGCCGAAGGUUGGCCAGAUAAGGGAGGAUCCAUCGGGCAACUAUACCGAGUGGGAGAACGCACAGGAAGAAGAUUACGAUGAGGAAGGUCCAGGAUUCUACUGCUGGUUUGUGGUUACUUGCCUGCUCUUGGCCAUCGCUAUUAUCCUGGGCAUAUACAUUGUAGUCAGCGCUCACAACAGGAGAAACAAGAAGCGCCAGAUGUACGAAGUGGCCAACACGAAUGUGCCUCCACCCGCCUAAAAAUUAUGAACAUUAAGUUAAGUUUUCUAAAUCAGAAAAUAACACCAGGAUC
This is a messenger RNA of Drosophila mauritiana, 1423 nucleotides long. RefSeq lists its product as uncharacterized. Lineage: Eukaryota; Metazoa; Arthropoda; Insecta; Diptera; Drosophilidae. The coding region runs from base 28 to 1371 and encodes 447 amino acids. The record is from RefSeq and is a predicted model, not a curated record. The transcript has 3 exons.